GGGACACCUGCAAGUCCGAGGCGAAGCGCGUGCGUGCCUCAGUUACUGUACAGUGUAUAGGCUGCACAUAUUGUUGCCAUUUUUCCAGGAAAACAAAUACCCGCUUCUCUGAGAAGCGUUUAACGAGCGCAGACCACGCGGGCAGAUGGAGGACAGUGAGACACUUUCCGCCGGUUAAUGCGCCGCUGCUGCGGGGGUUAUUAACGGUCAGCCACGCCCACCCGCGUGCCAAUCAAAGCUUCCCUCUGAGCGUCAGGUUGCGGGACUGAGUGCGCGCGUGGACGGUGCGUGAUUCCCCUUCAAACCGUGAUGAAGUUGAAGAGAAAGCGGAGACGAUCAAUGGAUUAACAGGAUUAACAGGAGCUCGAUUAAAUGGGCAAAACAAAUAAAUUAAGGAGAAAACUACACAAAAAAGAAGAAGACCACAAAAAAAAGAAAGUUCUCGACAUUUAUCUGCUGAAAAAAUUGGACUUGCCUUGAUAUGCAUUGGAUAUUUCACUUCAUAAUUCAUGCACUACGAUAUCACCUGGAUAUUUUUUUGCUUCUUUGGACAUGUGCAAUUUGUAAAUCCUAAUAUUUUUUUGUGAGUAACUUGCAUCCUCGACAGGAUAAUGCAGCAGUGUUUACCUCAUGCAACAUCUCCACACGCAUACAUAGGUUAAAAAUCUCUUCUUUUCCAUGAGCAUGGGAAAGUGACAGCUCUCUAAAUAAAUAUGACAACUCAGAAGCAUGGAGAUGGAGACUGCUUCACACUAAAGGCACAAAAAAACCCACCAACAAAACCUCAGUCAAGUCAAACAGGAUGUUGUUUGGGAAGCUGAACUGAUUAAUAAGCCUGCCAUCUGAUCAACUGGAAGGGAAAAUGUGGAUCUGCCUAAUGUUAAAGGUUUUGUCUGUCUUGUCUUUUGUGAUUGUGAAGGUGUCAGCUGAUCUCACCUGCAAUGCUGUGCUAAUGUUGGCUUCUGGAAACCAAACAUUGUACCAUCUGGAUGCUGCUAAUCACUCUGACACUAAUAACUCGGGUGUAUUUUGCAGAACAGCUAUCGAUGGCAUCGGCACCUGCUGGCCGCGCAGCGUGGCUGGGGAAAUGGUGUCACGUUCGUGUCCAGAGUUCCUCUAUGGAGUCCGAUACAACACCACUAGUCUGCAUCCAAUACAGAAAAUGAAUGGUCCUGUUACCCUGAACAUCCACACUACGAUGGCAUAACACUACGAUUGUCAUAUAUGAUGUCAUAUAUACUGUGUGCUACAGAGUAUUUAUUAGGCCUGUAGUGUGCAAUAAGUACUAUUCAUUAUGUUCUAUUGUAUUGUUCACUGAAUAAACCUCAUACUUCAACUCCUUACACACAAAAUAUGGUAUUUAUUGGUUAAAAUAAUACUUGACAUAAUAUAUAUUUUUUUCCAAAACCACCAUCCUUCAUAUAAAGGAAAACUAAAACAAGCACACAUGUUAUUUACAUGAUGUAAAAUGUAAAUUUAACUAGAAAAAAUGCCUUCUUAUCUUUGCUGAUGAUUAAUAAUAGGAUUUACAUAAUUGUAAGUACUAAAAGGUAAUCAUUAACUUUAUUUUUCAAGAUGUACGAAAUAAAUUCAAAUAUAGAAAAUGUAGACAUUUACUCAGUGAUCAAUUAAAUAAAACAAUCCUGUUAAAACUAAAUUAUAUCUAUAAGAUGUCACUUUCUCGUAGAUUUGAUGAGGUUAGACAACUAUAAUAGACAAGAACAGUGAAAUGACAUAUGAUAAUUAAAGUAUCGUGCAGAAAAACAGUCAUGCCACUUUGAUCGCAAGACAAAUCUAGCUGAGAACAUCAGGGGAAUUGCAUUUUAACUUUAGAUAGCUGCAGAUUACAUUACCAGCAUUACCGGCAUUAAUUCUGAUAGUUUCCAUUGAAUUGCAGUAGUACUGUCAUAUGAUUACUGUGACAAAUUAAGCCACUUUCAGCUAAAAUACCUGCCAAGUUGCCAAUUUAGCCAACAUUGAAAAUGGAUACCAAACUGUCAUUACUGUAAUUACUGUUCACAUAACUGUGAAUAAGAAUAUAGUUGGACAAGAGCAUGAAGUGCUGGUUUAAUUUGAUGGUAGUAGGGUGCCAGAUGAGGUUAAAUGUAAUUGUUGUGCUUCUCUGUAAAGAAGGAAUGAAUUUGUGGUUGGAUCAGAGAACUAUGGAUUGGAUUGUUUAAUAUUAACACAGUACAGUUAUUUUUAUUCACAAAUUGAAAAUGUACCUCAUUUUUUGCUUGUCGGUUUUUCAUGUUUGCUCGCGUUUAUCAUUGUUAGACAAGGAUUCUUUCUGCACAGUUCUUUAAUAGUAAUUUUAAGCAUAGUUCUAUUUCUUAUUCCACUCAGAUAUUAUCAUACAGCCAUUUUUUUCCCUCAAUUUUAAAAAGUAUAAUUGUAUUGGACAUUAUGCCCAAUGUCCCCAAUGUCCAUCAGAUGGUAGGAUUUUGAUGGUACUUUGUUUUUUCCAGGACACAGUUGUGGCCAUUGUAGCCACAGAUGUUAAGGAGAUUUCUGUGCCUGCUCUGUGCUAAACGAUGCAGAAUGGUUAGUCAGUGUACAGCUGGAGGGAUAAAUAAGCAGGAUAUUGAGCAGAUCAUUCUAUGAAUACAAAUGAAAUCCAAAGAAAGCUGAACGUAUAAGAUAUUUUAUGAACAUUGAGAUCGAGAUCAUGAUUGCUUUUCAACAGACAUUGAGAAAUAUUAAUAUUGAACCAUGACCCAUGACCAUAAACAUUGCAAUAGCUUAUUUAAAAUGCAUAAACUUGGACAUUAUGUCCAUAUAUCCAAAUUUAUAUAAGGUUUAUUAUUGCAAAAUUAUUUUCCCACCUCCCAUGUGUGAUCUAUACAAAGUUGCAUCAGUAAUAUACAUUGGUAGUUAGAGUACCACCAGCCAUGUGAUAAGGCCAGUUAAUUUGAGUUUUUGCUAAAACAUUUUAAUACAUAUUUAUUCCUAUUAAUAAUAAAUUAUGUCAAUGAGGUAUAAAUAAUUAAAAGUAGUCUAUAUGGCAGUAUUCCUAUUCAUUUAGGUAUUUCAUACAUAAUGCUUAGCAGUGGAUAAAACAUUUAGAUCAUGGAUAAAUAUUGUCAUUUUUUAUCUGUGGCUAUGUAUAUGGAUUUAUUUCUAUGUUCUAUAUGUGUCUACAUGAUUGCUCAUUUCUGAUGGCUUAUAAACAAUAUUUGCAAUUCAUUGUUUUUAAAGUAGUUAAAAGAUUGUUACAAAAAUAAAGAAAGAUUUGUGUAAUUUUGUAUACCAUAUUCAUACAUAAUAUCUGUAGUACACCGCUUUUUAUUAUUUAUCUGUCUACGGGAUUUUUUUAAACAUAAUUAUCUUGGUUUUACUCACUUUGCUCGAUACUCAUCACUACAGUCAUUAUUAGCAUAAUACACUCUGAAUUGACAAAAAAAACAUUAUUUCUCGUUACCCAUGUUUUCCUUCCUUUUCUCGAGGCUUCCAUUUGCCUGCAAUUCCUCUGAAUGGAUAUGAUAGAUGUUGAUCUUGUUUUUGAUUAAGAUGCUGCUCGGUUAAUACAGUGUCUAACACUGACUAAAAUAAAAACUAAGUGAGAGUACAGUGACAUGCUAAAAAAAAAAAAAAAAAGGUACAAUUAGCAUUAUGCACUAUGUCACCUUUGCAAGUAAAAUUGUCAUGACGUUGGUUAUAAUUGGGCAGCGGAGUGGCUCUGUAUGAGUGCCCCAUCACACCAUGCACACAUAUAUUGCAUAAUUUAGGAAGGAAAGGUACAACACAGCCAGGUAGCAAUCCCCUUUAACACCCCAUUAGCUAUCACUGAUCCAGCGCACGCAUAGAGCAGCCUGAUCCAUGGCACACUAAUUAUUUUUACAUCAGUCACAG
This is a messenger RNA of Pangasianodon hypophthalmus (striped catfish), 3852 nucleotides long. RefSeq names its product corticotropin releasing hormone receptor 2 (gene crhr2). Gene Ontology annotation, molecular function: G protein-coupled receptor activity. The transcript has 6 exons. The record is from RefSeq and is a predicted model, not a curated record. Gene Ontology annotation, biological process: G protein-coupled receptor signaling pathway. Gene Ontology annotation, cellular component: membrane. Lineage: Eukaryota; Metazoa; Chordata; Actinopteri; Siluriformes; Pangasiidae. The coding region runs from base 863 to 1207 and encodes 114 amino acids.